AUGAGUUCAGAUGAUGAUGAUUUGGAUCAUGAUGAUGAUGAUGAUGAUGAUGAUUUGGAUGAUGAUGAUGAUUUGGAUGAUGAUGCUUUGAAUGAUGAUGAUUUGGAUGAUGAUGAUUUGGAUGAUGAUGAUUUGGAUGAUGAUGAUGAUGAUGAUGAUUUGGAUGAUGAUGAUGGUGAUGAUGAUUUGGAUGAUGAUGAUGAUUUGGAUGAUUGGUACUAG
This is a messenger RNA of Schistosoma spindalis, 222 nucleotides long. The record is from the annotation of a GenBank genome assembly. Lineage: Eukaryota; Metazoa; Platyhelminthes; Trematoda; Strigeidida; Schistosomatidae.